ACGAACAAAACAGACGACAGUGAAUUUUGUUUCAAGAAUGUAAACAUAAACCAUUCUAACGCUACACAAUUAUGUUUGUUCUUUCAUUUCUGCGGAACCUCUUUAAAACAGGAAAAAAGGUGAACAUGGCUACUGUGCCAAUUAAUCAACAUGCUUUUGAUUUCUGUACGAUAGAAGAAACUGGCGACUUCCAAUCUCAGAAUUUUGAAGAAAACGGCAAUUUUGAAAAGACCUCCGCUGAUCAGACAGCCUGCAACACAGAGAGCGUGAAUAGGAAAUUGGCUCAAAACGGAAGUACUUUUGACAAAGCUGGAAGUAUGAAAGAAGAGAGAAACAAUGGAACGAAUAAUGCACAUUCAGCGGUUACAUUAGAGGACACGAAAUAUUUUAAGUUAGUACCUAAUACCAGAACACCUACCACUGAUGAUGAAAAAAUACAAACGGAACAAGUAAAAUCGUCUGCCACAUUAACACUGGAAGAAUUAGAAGACGCUGAAUCAACUACUCAACCACGCACAGAAGUCAACACUAGUAGUGCAGAGAUGUUGACCAAAGACGUACAUCACAAAGACAAGCCAGGCGAAACUGAUACUCAACAUUUGGCCUCAGAAACCAGUGCGAUCCGUAAACUUCCAGGGGAAGAAAUUGGUUCAGAUGGAAAAGCACCUGUGAAUGAAGGACAGCUGACCGCAAAAGAGAGAAGACUGUUAUACAAAAAUCAUUUCGGUUCACAAAUUAUGAAGCCUGAGGAGUUAAACGAGGCACGGAAAUUUUUUGGAUUAACAACAUUUAAAUCAAACGACUCUACAGAUUUGGCUGACACUCAGUCAAAUAGCAAACUAGAUGCAGAAAUCAUAUCCAAUUAUGAAGAUAUACAUGCAGAUAACACACAUGAAAUACAAGUGGUAAGCGACGUUGAUACCCCUAAUUCGCACUCUAACGUUUGUGCGAUUAUGGAACUAUCAGGCCAGGAGACUAGCCCAAAAGAAAAUAUUCCAGCGGAACAGAAACCUUCGACUGCCAAACAGAAGUGUGAGCUGAACGAAGGGCGUCUCAAAACAUACUCCAUUUCUCGUGAGGAGAUAAAAGAAGUACUGCAACCUGUUGGAUUAGCAAUAAAUUUGGCAGACACUCAGUCAAACAGGAAAUUAUGUGCAGAAAACACGCCUGAAAUGCAAAUCGUAGGCGUAGUUGAUGCUCAGAAUUUGCACUCAAACGUUAGUUCGAUCCCAGAACUUUCAGGCCAGGCGAUUAGCCCAAAAAAUAACGUACCUAAGGAACAGAGACGGUUGACUGUCAAACAGAAGAGCGAGUUCAACGAGGAGCGUUUAGGAACAUACACCAUUUCUCGUGAGGAGACAAAACAGGCAGUGAAAGAUGUUGGAUCAAUAACUUACAUAGUCAAGAAGCCUACAGAUUUGGCACAUCCUCAGUCAAAAAGGAAAGUAUGCAGAGAGACAAUUGCGAUUAAAGCCCCAAUUACUACUGAACUGCUAAAAUAUUUUAGGUCAAGGUCCUUUGUAAAGCAUAAUUCUGGUAAUAAAACUCCGAAUACAACUAAUGCAGGCACUGAUGUGCUACCCAAAAGAAAGCCUUUUUCAAGGCCGUACAUAGGGAAUAACAAUCAAAUUCCAAAUUCAACAAACUCUAAUGCGCAAUCCACAACAUUAUUUGUUUCAAGGCAGAACAUCGGGCGUAAGAUUGAGAUUCCAACUGGAGCAAACACUAACGAGCUAUCCUCAAAAACGUCUUGCUUGAGUCAAAACUUUGGGAAGAAGACCCCGAUUCCAACUCGAAAACACACUAAUGUGCGAACCAUAAGAAAAUUACCUUUAAGAGAGAACGUUGGGUGUAAACACACGAUUCUAACCGGAGCAGUCGCUGAUGAGCCACCCAGAGGAUCAUCUGGCUUGAGGCAGAAAUUUGGGAAAAAUACCCCUAUUCAAACAGGAAAAUACACUAAUGUGCGGCCCACAAAAGCAUUUGUUCUAAGGCAGAGAUUUAGCAGUAAGAACAUGAACAGAAGUGGAUCAGGCACUGAUAUGCAAUCGAGAAUAACAUCCGGUUUAAUGGAGAACAUUCGGUGCAAAGGUACUGGAACAACCAGUGAUGAGCGGUCCAAACGAAUAUCUGGCUUAAAACAGAACUUUGGGAGGAAGACACCAAUUAUUACUGGAGGAUAUACUAAUGUGCAGCCCACAAGAAAAUUAAUUUUGGGGCAGAACUUCAGAAGUAAGAUUCUCAUUCGAAAUGAUUUAGGCACUGAUGGUCAAUCCAAAAGAACAUCUGGUUUAAAGAAGAACGUUAGAUGUAAAGGUAGGAUUCUAAUUGGAGCAGGCACUAAUAAGCCACCCAUAAAAUCAUCUUGCUUGAAGCAAAACUUUGUGAGGAAGACCCCGAUUCUAACUGAAAGAUACACUAAUGUGCGACCCACAAGAACACACCUUUUGAGAACGAGCCUUCACAGUAAAAACAUGAUUCGAAAUGGUUUAGGGUCUAAUGUGCAGUCUAGUAGAACAUCUGGUUUCAAGAAGAACGUUAGAUGUAAAGGUAGGAUUCUAAUUGGAGCAGGCACUAAUAAGCCACCCACAAAAUCAUCUUGCUUGAAGCAAAACUUUGUGAGGAAGAUCCCGAUUCCAACUGGAAGAUACACUAAUGUGCGACCCACAAGAACACACCUUUUGAGAAAGAGUCGUAGCAAUAAGAUUCUGAUUCGAAAUGAAUUAGGCACUAAUGUGCAAUCCAAAAGAACAUCUGGUUUAAGGCAGAAAAUUGGAUGUAAGGUGACGAAAAUAACUUGAAUAGGUGCUGAUGAGCCAUCCACACAAACAUAUGGCUUGAGACUGAACUUUGGGAGGAAGACCCCGAUUCUAACACGAGGAUGCAAUAAUCUGCCAUUUGCAAGAGUGUCUGUUUUAAGGCACAUCUUUCGCAGUGAGAUCUUGAUUAUAGGCGGAUCAGGCACUAAUGUGCAACCCACAAGUCCAUCUGGUUUAAGAGAGAAUACUGGAUUAAGAUUCCUGAAAGAGACGUGUGGUAUUACAAGCGUGACAUGAAGGAAGGGAGGAAGGAAGUCUUCACACACAGUGCAUUGUGAAAAUACAUUAUUGUAUCGACUAAAUGAACUGAAUAUGUUAAUGGACUGAUUUUAACACAUCACUGAUGUUGACCUCACGAGGUUGAAACGCGUCUGGCACGAUAUACUUGUGUAAAAAUGUUGUUUGUUCAUGUGAUUUUCUAUAGUAACUGGAGCAGACACUGAUGUGUGAUACACAAUAGCAUUUGUUUUAAAGCAGAACUUUUGUAAUAAGUUUCUGAUCUUAACUGAAGUAGACACAAGAUCUUCUGUUUGAAGGCAGAGCUUUGAAAAUAAAAUACCAGUUCUUACUCAUAAGGGAAGAGAUCCUUCAAGUAUGGUGUAUUUGACAAAUACUUUAAGUUUUUUUAAUAAAAUUUAAUCUACAGUGUAGAGCUAAAUUUUAUUUGAGAGUCAUGUUGCAGAUAUAAUUAAAGCACAGAUUUUGGAACGAGUAUGUGCCAAUUUUACGCAUGCUACUCUGAGAGAUCGGACAACAAAUUAAGCAAAAAUUGUUUAGGAAUAAUUAGCAUAAUGUUUGGAGUAUUAUAUCCGUAGAAGUAAACUGUUUUCUGGUUAUUAUUCAUUGUCCAAUAAAAUCAGUAAAAAGUACGACAUUUCAGAGAUGGAAGUCUAUCUCCGUCUUCAGGUAAAACCUACUC
Zootermopsis nevadensis is the source of this 3738-nucleotide messenger RNA. RefSeq lists its product as uncharacterized. Lineage: Eukaryota; Metazoa; Arthropoda; Insecta; Blattodea; Termopsidae. The record is from RefSeq and is a predicted model, not a curated record.